Messenger RNA from Octopus bimaculoides (California two-spot octopus), 4464 nucleotides. Its product is annotated as nonsense-mediated mRNA decay factor SMG8. The record is from RefSeq and is a predicted model, not a curated record. NCBI's taxonomy places the organism in Eukaryota, Metazoa, Mollusca, Cephalopoda, Octopoda, Octopodidae. Gene Ontology annotation, biological process: nuclear-transcribed mRNA catabolic process, nonsense-mediated decay.
AUGAGUUUAGAACCAAAAAUCGAUAUACCUGGUAACUUGGCACAAAAGAAUUCUAAAGUAUGUGUUGUGUCCAUUAUUGGGAAAAGCAGAUACAGUGCUUUUUCUUCAAAAGCCAGUCUGCUGAAUCCUUCCAUUGGCAAAGAUGUUUUUAAGAGUUUGGAUGAAUCAUACAUCAGUGGUAUUGCUGAGGAUGAAAUAGAAUACUACUACGAUACAUCAAAUCAUGUAGUCUACCUCCAUUACAGUUCGUUGCUUGACAGCUACCGUUUAGCAACCUUGUGCCAAAAGCUGGAUACUGAUGUUGCACAGCAGGAUUUUCACACCAUCUGGGAGACGGAGGAAUUUCAUCAUGCCAAAACCUGGCUUCUCUUAUUCUGCAUUUCUCAUAUUGUUCUGUUGGUUCACCCUGGCAGUUCCUUUGAUACAAGCUUUAUCCGGAUUUUUCGGAUCUUGGAUACUCUCAGGGUCCAGUUACUAAGUGUGAUGAGUGAACAGCUGCAAGGGCUCCACAUUUCUAAGGAAUGGUACCUGAGUGCCCGGCCGUGUUCACCUCGAGUGCUGUUUGUCUUCCAGACCACAUUGCUUGAUAUUUCAUCCGAAGACAAUGAUAUGAAACCUCGAUCUCAGCGUAACCCUCCACUGAAACGACUGCAGCAUGCUAUGGAGGAUCAGAUUUAUCGUCUGCUGAGAAAGUCUCGUGUGAUCACAAAUAUCAGUAACAAUUCACUGUUUGCUGUGCCAGCCAACCAAGAGUUUGUGUACAUCAACAGCCGACGAUCCGACAGCAGUGAUCCUGUCGCCUACUUCCUCCUGCAACUACGAAACACCCACACAGUAAAUAAAGAUGGAGAACCCAUGAAAGGUAAAAGCUAUCAAACGAGUCGUCGCACCAACCAAGGUAGUCCCGGUCGUAGUGACAACCUCAGCCAUACCACGUCUCUCAAUAAAUGUUCAUCGUCUGAUAACAGCUUUCACGACUUUCUCUGGCCUCAUAUUGAGCUGGCAUUCAAUAAAGGUUUUGAUGACAAUGUCGGUAAAAGGCAGGUGCCAGCAUUGUUCGAGAUGGCCACGGCUAGCACUUGGUUUACCUUGGCAUCAAAGCUUUACCAAUUAUAUUUUAAUGAACUGUCAGAUGCCAAAGCGCAAAGCUUCUUCAAUAAGAUGAGGACCAAGCUUGAUGUAGACAUUAGAUUCUCAGAGAAUCGUUGUAACAAAGUACUACCUGUUGCGGAGACUGCAUAUCAAGAAGGCCUGCCAACCCACUACACGAAUAGCUACCAUCUCUCCAAGUUCAACCAAGCCAAGAGGGUUUUUGCUCAGUAUGCUCGAGGUGCUGCAUAUAAGAAAUACCUGUGUCAGUUGGAAGAGGCUUGCGAGAAGUGGUGGAAGAGUGGGAGGCAGUUGUGUGAAGAGAUCAGUCUAACUGGACAGCACUGUGUGAACCCGUUACAUCGACUUCCCGAUGCCAUUGAAACUGAGGAGAACAAGCACCUCCCUGUGAUGUAUCACUCUAGCCAGCUGAAGACAAAAGCUGCCUGCAACUGUGGACGGAAACAGGCUGACAAAGAAGACCCAUUCAACCAUGAGGCAGCAAAUUUUGAAUUCUAUGACAGCUUGGAAAAAAGCUGCUGUCUCAGUUUGCAACAUAUUGAACUACCAGUGUUUAAACCAGGGACAGACAGCUUUCAACCAUCUCCUCUUGUCAAACCCAGCAACAUCAAUCUUCGAGAAGGUUCUAAAGGCGACAUCACACAUGGAGUUGGAAACCUCAGCUUAGCACUAAGUCUUGGUCAAUCAGGAAGCAGUGAUCUUUUUGCGUCUACUAAUAUGAAUACAGAAAGUCUUGCUGAAGCUAGUAACAGCCACCCACAAGAGAUCCGUUUAACACAGCCAGAUGUCGAACGAGUAUUUGACCGUCAACAUUCAACAACAGAAUACCUCCCUGAUAUGAUUAACUCAGACUCUCCAUCUGGACUGUUGCCAAAGUUUUCAUCAUGGUCACUUUGUGCACUGGGCAAGACCAGCUCCUACGUCCACUCUCAAGGUUUGGACCUUCCUGGUUUUUUCCACGGCAGUAAUUUCCUAUUGCCCUGGGAUAUCUCUCUGCGUAUGGAGAAAGACAAAUGGCCUGGUCUGGGAGAAGCAAACAAAAAGACCAAACAGAAAAGGAUUCAAAAAGAGUCUGGUGAAGUGAAUGUUCGUGUAUACAUUGGUGUUGAAUAUGAAUGCCCAAGAGGCCACAGAUUCUUCAGUAGCGGCCCAGACAAACUAGUUAAAAUGUCCAGUUCCAGUAACGUGAAGGAUAAUGCCCACAAGCUGUUAACAUCAGACAUGCCGCUGUUUUGCUCGUGUCCCUGUCGUACCAAAGGUCACAUGGCUCAGCUGAUGCGCGUGUAUGCUGCACCCCCUGAAUGUCCAAUAACAGUGACCCUGAACCCAGUCGUGCAACCAGCUCACCCACACCACGGUCCAAACUUCUACCCAGGCAAUGAUGAUCCUAUCAAGCUAUCAACUGGUAACAUCUGGGUCCUCCGUUUACCUCACAUCUACGUCGGUAACGGUCACGUGUACUCCAAACCUAAUGACUUCAACCAACAGAAUUUAGGCUGCCUUAACAAAGGGAUAUUUGGCUACCAACACACCAUGGACACUUGAGAGAAAAACAAAGAAAAAUCAUCAAAUAAGUCUAAACAACACUCACAAAAGUGAAAGACAAGACAAGACAGCCAUUGAAGAAAACUUGCAGAGUUGGCCCUUCAAGUCCUCCUUUAAAAAAAUUAUCUUGGAUGAGAAAUGAUGACUGGAGACCAAGAGCAAAUGCAGCAGCUUUAUAAUGCAGAAAUGUGCAACUUGGUGCUGGGCUUUUACUUGCAAACCUCCAGGAAUGUGUGUGGUAUAAAACAGAAUAAGGACAAAGAUUUCUAAGUUAAGAUGCAAGACUACAAAUUAGUCAGAAAUUCUAGUAAAUCAAUCUGCAGUACAUGAGUGGUUCUAUAUUUUUCCAGCCCUUCAGGAAAAUAUAAUACUAUUUAUUAUGAUUAUUAUUAUUAUUAUGAUUAUAGAUGUCACAGUAUACAAUAUUGUGAGGUUGUUGAUUGAAGAUAUUGUGUCUACCAGGCAUUCACACUGUUUGUCAAGACGCAACAAGGACCUCAGACAGACAGUACUUUGCGCAAUAUGCAUGCAGUUCCAAGCGAUGCCAACUUUUGCAAUAUGUCUUGAUUGUAGGGUAUUUCUAACAUUUUCAGAUGUUUUUUCAGGUUUGAUGGUAUUGAACUUAAUGCUCUGAUGACAAUAGAGAUAACCUUUAUGUUUGUCUCUUGUAGCUCCCACAUCUUAGCGAUCUCAAUUCUCAGGUUUCCAUAUUUAUCAACCUUUUCUCUUUCUUUCAUGAUGGUAUUUUGAUCUCCUGGUACUACCACGUCAAUUAUUAGGCACUUUUGUUUGUUCCUCCUAAAGGUACGAAAAGCAUUUAUAAAAAUAAUUAUAGUUUAGGUACAAAGAUAGUAACUUGGUGGGGGAGCUAAUAGAUUGAAAAAUAGCAAUAUUUUAGGUACAAGGCCAGUAUUUUGGGUUGAGGGCCUAGUUUAAAUGAUACUCUUUUACUUGUUUCAGUCAUUUGACUGUGGCCAUGCUGGAGCAGCGCCUUUAGUCGAGCAAAUCGACCUCAGGACUUAUUCUUUGUAAGCCUAGCACUUAUUCUAUUGGUUCUCUUUAGCCGAACCGCUAAGUUAUGAGGACGAAAACACGCCACCAUCAAUUCUGAAGCGAUGUUGGGGGGACAAACACAGACACACAAACAUAUACACACACACAUACAAAUAUAUAUAUACAUAUAUACGACGGGCUUCUUUCAGUUUCCGUCUACCAAAUCCACUCACAAGGUUUUGGUCGACCCGAGGCUAUAGUAGAAGACACUUGCUCAAGGUGUCACGCAGUGCGGCUGAACCGGGAACCAUGUGGUUGGUAAGCAAGCUACUUACCACACAGCCAUCCCGCAGCUAUAUAAUCUAUAUUAUAAUUCUCAAGACUAUUUUUCUUAGAGAUCCUAAAAAAUUCAUUUUAUUUUAUUUUUAUUUUUAUUUUCCUCCAACAUUGACACCUCCAAUAUGUUCCAAUUUCUUCAAUCUCAGAAUAUCAUCAGGUCUCGAUAUAACUCAAUCCUGGAUGUGUACCAUGGUUAUAUCAAACUGGAGGAUAUGAACCAGGAACCUUUUAUUUUCCCAAGCUGUGGCAACACCUGAUGACCAACUGGACAUCAACCAGACAGAAACAUAGUCUAGGGCGUAAAUAGUGUAAAUUGUUUCAUCUCUGAAGUUGAGGUUAAUUAGUGCAAAUAAUUAUGAAUCUUAUUUACAUAUGUAUUCUUACAUACACAUCAUAUACACACAUACAUACACAAAUCAACACAGCAUUGUAAAUUUGAGCCAAAAUGCCAAUAAUAUAAUAAAAUCUGUCAAGUGA